Molecule: messenger RNA, 1085 nt
Organism: Drosophila virilis
Lineage: Eukaryota; Metazoa; Arthropoda; Insecta; Diptera; Drosophilidae
Gene: Ilp7
Product: Insulin-like peptide 7
Source: RefSeq, a predicted model, not a curated record
AGAUAAACAAGGCAAUAAGCGUCAGGCAGGACACUUGUUGCCAUUGCUCCUCAUUAGCCGGCGCCCAACUUGCAUAUGAGUGGGCGUCUGCUUGGCUUUUGUUCCACUCCGGCUCAUUAGUUCAAAUAUAAGGCCAAAGGGCAUUUCAUUUAAUUAUGCAGUCGCCGCCAGUUGGGCCCCACGCUGUUAUAUUUCAAAACCGGCCAGCGCAGCCAGCAAGCCGUUCAGUCAACCAGUGUCCAUCGUGUUAGCCACACACAGUCGCCAGCGCAAGAGCUCCCAGCCAACAAGUCAAGCAGCCAAUCAGCCAGCCAACUAGUCCCAAGAGAACACAGCUCUAGCCAUGAGCCAGAUCGGCGGAGUUGCCGCAGGGCCACGCAACUGGACUCUGCGCGGCGCUGUUUUGCUACUGGCCCUGCAGCUUCUCCAGACACCAAAUGCACUGCAGCACACCGAGGAGGGUCUCGAGUUGCUCUUUCGCGAGCGCUCACAAUCCGAUUGGGAGAACGUGUGGCAUCAGGAAACGCAUUCCCGAUGCCGGGACAAGCUGGUCCGCCAGCUCUACUGGGCCUGCGAGAAGGACAUUUACAGACUAACGCGGCGCAACCGUAAGAGGGGCGGCAACGAGGUCUUGACCAAGAGCAGCUACAAUCCCGCAGCUGGUUCCGCUGCCUCCACCUGGCUGCAUGUGAACUAUGCCAAUAUGUUGCUGCGCAGCAGACGCUCCGACGCGCCCUCCAUUACCAACGAGUGCUGCACCAAGACCGGCUGCACCUGGGAGGAAUACGCCGAGUACUGCCCCUCAAACAAGCGCCGCAAUCACUACUGAGCUUCUUCAACUACCGUGGCUAUUCACAUAAGCCCAUAAUAUUGCCUAUAUAACUAUAUACACGAUAUAGCUCCACUCUUUUUUUUUUGUGUGUUUGCAGUUAAAUAAAAUUUUAGCCACAGAAAAACAUUGUUUCAUUAAACAAUAGUACAAAAUAUGGGGGAAGUAUAAAAAAUGAAAUAUUCUCUAUCUGCGUACAUCAUAUGAAAACCUGCAUACCAUUUGGUGGAUCUAGCGCUAUGGUCUUCGAGAAUUG